AUGUUUGUUUCGUUCGUCCUUCCUUUCAAAACGUCCGUGUUUCGUUCCGCUCUAACCUGCAGAUCAUCCGUGACCAUAUCGAAGGGACACAAACGGACGGCUGGACGGCGAGCAAUCGCUACAGCGGCGGCAGAAGCGGGUGAUGCGGCGAUCGACGUGGAGGCCGAGAUUAAGAACGAGAAGGUGAGCGAACGAGAAGGUGAGCGAAUGAGAAGCAAUGCUGGGAGCGAUGUUGCAGGCAAUGCCAAGAGCGGUGGUGCGAGCAAUGCUGGGAGUGAUGGUGCAGGCAAUGCCAAGAGCGGUGGUGCGAGCAAUGCUGGGAGCGAUGGUGCAGGCAAUGCCAAGAGCGGUGGUGCGAGCAAUGCUGGGAGUGAUGGUGCAGGCAUUGCCAAGAGCGGUGGUGCGAGCAAUGCUGGGAGCGAUGGUGCAGGCAAUGCCAAGAGCGGUGGUGCGAGCAAUGCUGGGAGCGGUGGUGCAGGCAAUGCCAAGAGCGACGAGCAGAUGGAGCGGAUCAAUGGAGAUGCCACAGUGGUUGCGGUUGACGCAGCUAAAGACUGUGGUGUGCGCAAGUUUGUGUUUGUGUCGGUGCAUGAUUAUAACCUGCCCGAUUUCGCCAAGCGGAAUGGAUACUUCAAUGGGAAGAAAAGAGCUGAGACUGCGGUUUUUGACGCAUUCCCCAACACAGGAGUUGUGUUGCGUCCGGGAUUUAUCUACGAGAAAAGGCGAGUAACGGGGGGUGUGGAGGUUCCGCUUGAUGUGAUUGGCCAGCCACUGGAGAAGCUGCUGUCAGCCACUAAGGAGAUCACAAAGCUGUUUUCCCCUCUUCCGGCUUCCGACCUGCUUUUAGCGCCUCCAGUAGAUGUUGCUGAUCUCGCAGCUGUAGCGGUGCGAGCCGUCGUCGAUGACUCGGUUUCAGGGGUGUACAAUAUAGAGGACAUCAAGAGGCUGGCAGGUGACUUCAAUAGCCUGUUCUUCCUCCUGACGCAUCUGGGCGUUUCACAUCAGAACAGGUGUUAUUUGCUGUCGUACGUUGAGAAACCAAAUAUGGCCCGGAAAAAGAUCCGAGAGUACGACUCCAAGCGCCUCCUGAAGGAGCACCUGAAGCGCCUAGCCGGAAUCGAUCUGACGAUCAACUCUGUCCAGAUCACAUCGGAGACGGAUUUCGCGAAGCUCGCGAACGAGCAGCCAUGGAUGAACAGCACCCGCAUGGUGGUGAAGCCAGACAUGCUCUUCGGCAAGCGAGGCAAGAGCGGCCUGGUGGCUCUCGACCUGGACUUCGCAGGAGUAGAGGCAUUCGUUAAGAGCAAGCUCGGCAAGGAGGUGGAGAUGGGGCAGUCCAAGGGCCCCAUCACGACGUUCAUAGUGGAGCCGUUCAUCCCGCACAAGGAGGAGUACUACCUCUCCGUCACCUCCAAACGCCUCGGCUGCGACGUGAGCUUCUCCGAGUGCGGCGGCGUCAAUAUCGAGGAGAACUGGGACAAGGUGAAGACCAUCUUCGUGCCCACAGAGUCGGAACUCACAUCAGAGCUCUGUGCGCCGCUCAUUGCCACUCUGCCCCUCGAGGUGCGGGAGAGCAUGGAGAAGUUCAUCAAGGGCGUCUUUGCUGUCUUCAAAGACCUGGACUUCACACUGAUAGAGAUGAACCCCUUCAUUUUGGUCAACGGGGAGCCCUUUCCCCUCGACAUGCGUGGCGAGCUUGACGACACGGCACAGUUCAAACACUUCCAGAAGUGGGGCGACGUGGAGUUUCCUCUCCCCUUUGGCCGCACCAUGUCUCCUUCCGAGGAGAGGAUUCACGAGAUGGAUGAGAAGACGGGGGCCUCGCUCAAGCUCACCAUUCUGAACCCCAAGGGCCGCAUCUGGACCAUGGUGGCUGGAGGAGGAGCUUCCGUCAUCUAUGCCGACACUGUCGGGGACUUGGGCUACGCAGAGGAGCUGGGCAAUUAUGCAGAGUACAGUGGAGCGCCAAACGAGCAGGAGACACUGCAGUAUGCUCGUAUCUUAAUUGACUGCGCCACCGCCAAUCCCGAUGGCCGUCCACGCGCGCUGCUGAUUGGUGGAGGCAUCGCCAACUUCACAGACGUGGCCAAGACGUUUUCCGGCAUCAUUCGGGCGCUCCGAGAGAAGGAGCGGCAGAUCAAGGAUGCCAAGGUGCGCAUCUUUGUGCGCCGUGGAGGGCCCAACUACCUCAAGGGGCUGGAGAAGAUGCGCGAGCUCGGCACCGAGAUUGGCAUCCCCAUCCAGGUGUAUGGUCCUGAAGCCAGCAUGACCUGCAUUUGCAAGGAAGCAAUUGAUUAUGUGGCCUCUGCUGCUGCCUGA
Messenger RNA from Closterium sp. Naga37s-1, 2319 nucleotides. NCBI's taxonomy places the organism in Eukaryota, Viridiplantae, Streptophyta, Zygnematophyceae, Desmidiales, Closteriaceae. The record is from the annotation of a GenBank genome assembly.